GACAGUUCAGCUUUCUGUAAUUUCAAAUCAUCUGUUCCAAUCUUUUAACAACAUUCUAAUUACAAUUCAUUUACUUGUUGAAAUAAGUACUUCCUCCAAUGAUUCAUACCACUUACAUGCCUUACAUGUGAUAAUGUCGUUGUUUCGGUUACGUCGACAUCUCAAAACAACUUAAACAACCACCGGUGGGAAUCUCAACAAAAGCAGAUCUAACCUCAAACGCUACUAUCAUCAUUCAUCACGCAACUUAUUCCACGUACGUGUAAAUAUUACAAUUUCUACUGAGAUGAUAAUGCCAGUGUGCAACGAGUGCUGUAACAAUGUUUAAGCUAGAAUCAUAUAUUACACCGAUUCUGCUCAGCUACGUCGAUAAAUAUAUUAAAAAUUUUCGUCCACAAGAUUCUCAGGUAUCAUUAUGGGGUGGCGACGCCUCAUUUCACAAUCUAGACUUGAGACUGGAAGUCCUGGAGCAGGAACUGCAACUGCCAUUCAGUUUUGUCUCUGGACACAUUCAUGAGUUGUUGAUUCAUGUGCCAUGGACUAAAUUGGCCUCCGAACCUAUUACAAUUACUAUAAAUACUAUUGAAUGUAUUUUGAAAUUAAGGGGGGCUGAUAGUGCUAGGGUUAGCCAGGAGAAAACACAAGAUAAAUCAAAAAGAUACCCAAAUAAAAGGCAGCAGAUUGAGGAGACCCCGCCUGGUUAUGUACAACUUCUCAUUAACAAAAUCGUAAGCAACAUUCGGAUUUACUGCAAUAAUUUGAUAUUGAAAUAUGUGGAGGAGGAUAUUGUUCUGUCCAUGAAUGUAAAACUAUUGACUUUUGAGUCGGCGAACGAGAAAUGGGAGCCUGCAUAUACAGAUGUUUACUUAUCGCAGUUGUUGAUGCGUAAAGUGAUAGCAAUAAACGACCUCACCGUGUGUUUAGACAAACGCAAUGCAUCAGGGAAAAUUGAUGUAUACCAAGAGCCGAUGUUGUAUCGGUGCUCGAUGGUUAUACAUUUCCUGCGGUCGAAUAUCGCGGGUAGCAAAAAAUCCUCAACGUCACGAUGCGAUAUUUACUGUAAUUCAAUGGAAUUCAGUAUGACAGAGCAACAAAUACCUAUGCUGUUGAGGUUAAUUUACUUGCUGCAAGCAUUACACCAGAAACAAUUAAAGAGUGAUCACGAUAUUUUCCGCGAGGGGGACGCACUGUCGGACACAGAAUAUGGCGUAGAAAAACAAUCACUCGCUGGAUGGGCCUGGUCGUUUGUGCCUUCCCUACUGCCAGUCUCACAUGACGAUAUAAAUUUCCAAGAAAUGCACAAUCUUGGCCCAACUCUACAAAUUGGAUUCUACGUGGAUAAUGCCUCGCUUACUUUUAAAGUUUCCGAAUCGCACAAUGAAAAAGGCGGAUAUUACUCGCAACGCAAGUUGAAAUACUGGCCACUUCUCACACUGCGUCUACAAGGUAUUUUUACUGAGUCAAUAUUUCAUGGCAAGCAAUGGUCGCAAGUUAGCAUGGGAAUUAGCGAGAUGGCGCUGUUACCAAUCGGACAAUGCAGUUGUUCUAUUCAAGACGUUCUUGAUAAUGUCACACCAGCAGAGUAUCUUAAAACCGGGCAAAUAUCCGAUGCGCACAAAUCCGAUUCACUUUUCGACGCUGAAGCGCCUGAAAAUAAAGGCGAGCGUAAAAUUUACCACGCCAAUUGGAAUCGGCAUGUUGAGCGCACUACAGAGGCGGCUCUACUGGAGCGCUCGCCAGCGCUAGCGGUAGACUACCUGUAUCACUUGACUGUCCCUGAUGACAUGACAAGCGAAAACUUGUCUGAACUUGGGAGUGAUUUUGAGUAUAGUAAUUUAUCCGAGAGGGCGCUGUUGAGAGUUGUGGUGGGUCCAUUGCGCAUGCGUCUAUGUUCCGGUUUCCUUCAUCGCAUGAGUAGUCUACAGGCUGCUGCAUCAACUUAUGAUUAUCUACCGUAUAGUAUACCGAAACCAGAGCCGGAGUUAGCCGAUUUGUUACCACCGUCUGAGGAUGAUUACGAUGCGUUAAAUGAACACAUACCAGAUAGAGUUAUGCAAUUUACAUUCCUUGCGCCUGUCGUUGAAGUUUCCCUAAUGGAUCAUCCGUUUUUCGAAGCAACAAAACAUAAUUUAUUCAAGAGGAAAAAGUUGUCUACGCAUCAGGCGCAGCAAGGCAUACAUGAGCAAAACUUACCAAAGUUGACUCUGGAAUGUCAAUGUGUCGAUUUGAAGAUUACAAAUCCAAUGUAUACGAAGAGAUUAUUGCGAACAACGUGUCAAUUGCCUGAUCCACCAGCGCAUAUGUUCGACGCAUGUUAUUCCAAGAUGUCCGCGAAAGUAAUCGGAUUCUGUAGUAGAUUGUUGAUAAAUAAGCGGCAAACAACGAUAUUAACGCCUAGUAACGCAUCCUAUAAAUCCAAGAGUAUAUUAAUGCCGCAAUAUUGGGUGGAUUCGAAUAUUGCGCAUCGAGAGUGCUUGUUUGAGGGUGAAAGUUUUACUAUAACUGGCACGAAUCCGAAGCUGUUGAUUUUUGGCAUGAUUUUGGAUAAAUUUAUUAAGAAAGAUGCUGAGGAUGGUAUACAUUAUAUUGGCAACAGUUCAUUGGUGGCUGAUGCAGUUAAAAAUCAUGGUUUAGCAUAUUUGGAACUCUGCGUCGAAGGAAUGCGCUACAAGCGUGUGACAACGGAAAGCACGACAAUAAUCGACGCGAGUUUAGGUUCAAUCAAAGCCUUUAUAAUCGAACCGAUUGAUUUCAUCAACACACCGACAUCUAGUUUGACAUCUGCAAAUCUAUCCACCGCCAGUUUCUAUUCCACGCGAGAAAUUCAACAAGUGUUGAUUAUUUCCGGCCCAGAGUAUGAAAACGAAGAAGAUGCUACUGCAGCAUCAACAGAGCAGUUGUUCACAGCCACUGUGCAAGUUCCACUCAAUCGAAAACAAACACAUCCACCACUGUUGCUUUUUAACUUGAAAGAAAUCAAAAUGUGUGUUGAUCCGCUCCUGUGUAGAUGGUUGCUGUACACACCGAAAGUGACAGCGAUGAAAACUGAAGUUUUAUUUGAAGCUGCGCCUAGGAAACUAAGUCGCACUUAUUCAGAUAAUAGUGUUUAUGAAACACCACGCAGAAACCGAACUCCAUAUGAGUCGAUUCAUAGCAGUCUUGAUCAAGCGACUUAUACACCUGUGCAAAAGUCACAAAAAUCACAAUCGUUAGCGAUUAAUACCGGAGAAGAAGAAAGGGAAGAAAUUGAUUCGCAGGAAAAAGUUUAUAAUUUCCUCAAAAAAUGGUUCGACGUGUGGAAAGGCCUACUCUUCUACGGCGACGUCUCACAAUGCACGAUUUACUUCCCUGUGAAGUCUUUAUCCGCUGUAGGUUCACAGGGAAUUCAACAAGCUGUCGAGGAAGUAAUGCGGAAAGAAAACCCACCGGAUAUAUUUGUGUUCACACUGCCCUCUGCGAAAGUCCGCAACUCUUCACACAGAGACAACUUGAAUCAGUACAUGAACAAGUUGCCAAUUGUGUUACCAGAUACGUUCUGGUCGGCGAACAAGUCGAGCUUCCCGUGGAAUUUACACAUUGCUGAUUUGUCAUGUUAUACUUGGCAAAAUGGCGCUAAGGUUGAUUGUCUCGCACCUGUUUCCCUAACCUCAACAGUUGGAAUGUCAACGAAGUCUGCAAGGCCCAGUCAGGACGCCGGCCAUCUUGGACAGAGCAUCGAGAAUAUCUUCCAGAUUAAUUUCUCUGGUAACAAGUGUGAUAUUGGAACGUUUGGUGUGUGCGUACACAUUGACAUGACGCCGAUUGUUGUGUCUAUAUCUGAACCACAAGUUUGUCUUAUUGCGAGUAUUCUCCAUGGUCUAAUUGAAGUGGCGUACAACAUUCUCCCGGAACCGAAGGUGCAAGUACUAAAUCUCGAUCCCAUUCCUCCUAUUCCUUCAACCCAAGGCGGUUCUAACCUAAGUCCGACAAUAUUAAAAGAGAGCGUGGAUUCGGUAAGUGAGAAACAGCGACCCCUGGUGCCGGAAAACCUCGAAAGUGAUAAUAUUAAACUAACGGCGUGGAUACAAUGGACUAUUACGCGAUUUACCAUUAAUUUACUUGCACAAGACAAUUCUAACCUCAAUUCUAACCUUAAAUUCGUUAUCGACGCGGAGGAUAUAGUCAGUUCUUUAGACUUUCAAAACGUUUAUUUAAAACUUAAGAGUAAAAUCGGGUCGGCAAGUGUGAUGCACUAUGUAAAAGAUGGCGACGAUAGAUGGCGCCCCGGGGAUUUCCUUGGGUUAGUUUUGAGGGUAAACGAAGAACCUGUGACUUCCGAUCGGCAAGAAGACACGAGUUUUGCUAAUAUUACUAUAACACGCGCAAGCUGUCAACAUACACAUACACUAUGGGGUGCUAACAAGCAAAAAAACAAAAAUAAGAAAAAAAGCACCGCGGAUGAAGACAAAAUGGCGGAGUUUGUGUACUCACGCUACAUGACUGAAAUAAUGCUCAGUAUUCAACCGAUAGACCUAUUGGUAUCACCUGUCACUUUGAAGAAUUAUUUCUUGGUACUGGAACCUUUGUUACAAGUACCAGCGUUAUCAUCACAACCAAGAAAAGUCACAUCUUCUAGUAGUUUAAUUCUUAGCAAUCGCAGUUUACCGCUGACGUACAUUGAAUUCAACGGGUUUCGAUUGAUCAUGCCUUCGGUAGACAUGGGAAAAGCCGGUACUGUGCACAAUACAUGCGUAUUUCAAGUUAACAGAAUUAAUUUAUCACCGAGCGCUGUGAAUCCCAUCUGUAGAACUCCAUGCAGGCCGGAUAUUUACCAACAGGCAGCGCAGGCGCGGAUUCUGAACGUGCCCGGAAGUGAGAUGGAGGAUCGCCAAUAUCAACUGGAUAUUAACGGUAUAUGCAUGAAUUCUGGUUCGUGGACGGAGAUAAGUCAAUUAUUAAAGAAUAGAGGUAAAAGUAUGUCGGUAUUGAAAACUAUGAGUGAAAACCCAGCGCUGGAAUGGAAUAAUCUGGAAAAAGGUAAACUCAAGUCCGGACCGGAGAUUACCUACUGGUCGCUGAUAUCCAAGUUUGAUAUCUCGGUGAUUUACGCGCCGGCAAUGAUCUACAAGCAUGAUAUCAUCUGCGGGCAUUCAAUUGAGGUUAACUUUAUAUCGGAUAUUAAUUUUACGGUGUCCCUCGAGCAGAUUAAGCUGAUAAUGUCGUUGAGUGAUGAGGCUCUUGGUGUUUUGGAUGUUUUACUCGCGCAGAACGACGUGAACAAACCGUCGAAGGUGAUAUUUCCGUAUUCCAUUUAUCAACCGGAAGAUGAAUGUGAUCUGGAAGUAGAAUUGGAUGUGACUAAAGAUUCCGGCAUUGAAACACAAGCUUCAGACCUCAGGAGUUCGUUUUCUUUGAAAACAAACAGCGGAGUACUUGGGGCUUUAAGAAAAAUGAGCGAAGUAAGUGAAAAGUCCAUUUUGUCACCUGGUGCACCAGCAAUUGUUAAAUCUUCAACAACGUUGAGUAACACAUCGACGUUUAUACCUCUAGAUGUUUUAAUAACCGGCGGAAAGGUUUCACUGGUUUUGUAUGAGUUUGAAACUUCGACUAGGAGUGACAUGUCGCGAUUUUUCAAAGAAAAUGAAAGUGAUAAAGGUUACGAAGCUUCCGAAGAGGAAAGUGUCAUUGAUGUAAAGAUGCACGCAAGGAGAUUCUUUCCUUUGUUGUAUUUUUCUUUAUCGCAACCGAAUUGCUUCAUGUCCGAUACAUUACUAUGCAGAAAGAUUCAAAUCUCGUGUUAUGAUGUCUGUAUCAAAGUCGAUGGACAUGGCGGACAUAAAAUCUUGAAGAGUAUACCAAGCGAGGAUGAUUUUGGUACGCAUUUACUAGAAACUAAAUCAGGGGAACCCCAUCUUGACACAGGCGUACUCCCAGCGUUCCUAACCUUAAAAUGGAGUAAAGGUAUAGGAAAACCUGCAACUUUGGAUGUGGAUAUUGCAAAACCGACGAAAAUUGUAUGCUCAUUGUCCAGAUGGUUGUAUCUUCUACAGAUUCAGGAUAAAUUUCUAUCUAAUAUUAUUGUACCACGUGGCAGAUUUAGUUCUACAGAUAGUCAGGCGGAUCCAAAACCGGAUAUGGAGGUUCUGCACGUGCGAGCACCGAAAACCACCACAAAAGGUGAACAUUAUUUAAAAUAUGAAUUGAUCAAGCAGAAGUUUAAAGGUUUAUCUAUUAUUAACGUAAAACUAUCACAAAUGGUGCUUGCGAUGCACACGAAAAAUGAUGUUGAGGUUAGUGUUGCUUUUUCAAGUUUAACAAACAAUUUAUCCAUACAAAAUCGCCCGGAGAAGUUGUUAAACACUACGAGUAUAGAAUGUAUGACAAUUGGAUGUGUUUCCAAUGGUGCAUCAAAACUAAUACUAAAUCCAUGGAGUACUUCAUUUGAGGUUACGUUGUUCUGGGAGUCAUGGCAGUCGAUGAAUUCUAGCCCACAAACGCAGAUUUCAGCCGAGAGUGAUGCUAUCGUGCUGGAUAUCAGCCCUGAUCAAGUUUUAAAUAUUCAAGAUUUAUUGGAGGACAUUCAGGAGUUAUCUAGGAAUUUCCCUAAAAACUCCGAAGAUACUUCAAAGAUGCGAAAAGAACCAUCCAAAGGUCCUGUAACUGAAAAAGAACAACAUUACAAGGAUGAUCUACGAGCCGGAGCUUUCCAUUUUGUAGAUUCAACGAGUAAUAACAUUGACGAGUUACCAUUACCCUAUCAGGUUGUAUUCUGGAAUAGGAAUGUCUCUGCGAUGGCGUGGAGAUAUCCACAACCGAGGGCGCUGACUAAGGUUAGGGUAUUUCCGGUUCCUUUUAAAAUAAGCACUGGAAACGAAGAAGACGAGCAGAUUCUGUGUCAUCUAGAAUAUUGGUCUGAUUGUCAUGGUUGUUAUCAAACAUUCACACAGUUUUAUUUAUCGGAAACAGAGAUGUGUCAUUUGGAGCUUCCGAAAAGCUACCCACAACCAGCUGUGGCGUGUACAUGGAGAGUGGUGUUAACUGCACCUAUGAUUAAAGACUAUCAUCAGUCUAGAGUAUUCGUCAGUCCUAGAGCAUUAGCUGGUUGCAUAAGAAUUGAUUCUUAUUUUAACAAACAUUUGAUUCCUCAAUUGACUCUGGCUGUACACAUUGCUUCUGUCAACGUUAACCUCAUCAAUUAUUUUGAUAAAAGAGCGAAUUAUACGAUGCCUAAAGGGUUGAAGAAAUUCUACUCGGAUUUACUUAUACCAGAUUAUCAACACGUUGUGACUUUGACCAUAGAUAACGCCAAUGCGUAUCUGGCAACGUGGAAAUUCGAAAUGGCGGUGUUCGAUAUCAACUGUAAUGCGAAAUGCGCCAUCUUGGAUUAUGCUUUCCUCACACUCCAACAGUUAAUAGAACCAUUCUCGUUUAAAUUUGAAGUCUCUCUAGCGAAAACAAUAGGGAUUAAUAUUAUCUCUCAACCGAUAAGGGUUUUAUUUGGUGCGGGUGCUGCGCAUACACUUGCUGUAAGCGUGCAAUUGUGGAAUGAACUAUUACAACGCCGGAAAUCAACCGAAGACGCGAUUGAUUUUAUUUUAUUAACACGAUAUGUUGUAUGUAACGAUACCAAUUUGAAUCUGCGGUUUGGCCAAGCUGGAUUGGAGGAUAUUUUCCUACCCUCUGGGUGUUGUCAUUUUUAUUCAUGGCGGUCACAAAAAAAUAAACAAGUUUUGCGUGUUGCAAUGGAAGAGAAUAGAAACCUGAUGUGGUCGGAACCAUUCACUGUGGAUAAAGAUGGUACCGAGAUUUACAAAAUGGCGGAUGAGAGCACACAGAUUAUUAUCACGGUUAAGUCUUUGUCUGCCACUCAGAAACAAAUUAUUAUCUCCGGACAGUUUUAUAUAUGCAAUACAUUAUUGGAACAUUUUGAGAUGAAGGUAGUGCAGAGUGUUUCCAGGGAGAAGGAGAGAGAGUUUAAGUUAACUCCGAGUCAUAUUAUUAGAGGAAAGAGCACACCGCCGAGUAUGUUUCUUGAUUGUAGUAAGACGUAUGUUUUGAGAUUGAGGUUCUAUGGGUUGGAAUCUGCUUGGUCUGGGGAUAUUCCCUUAUUGGAGAAUACAAAGUGUGCGCAGCCAUGGCUCGUGAAAGUGCCAUUACAAGAACGUGGCCAGUUCUUGAGCAUAUGGUGUCGCAUUGUGAUACAAAACUAUGCGCAAGGCAAGAAAAUUCUUGCGAUGAUGUGGCCAUUGUUUAUGAUUCGGUCGAAUCUGCCUAUUAGUGCUAAAGUCCACAUUGAGACACCGACAUUAAACGUGCAUCUGGAAUCAACUGUGAAGGGACACGGAGAAUUGCAACAGUUGUAUUGUCCUGGGACAAUUGAUCAUUCACAUCAGCUUACCUUCCAAAUUGAUAAUGCUUUGUCCAAUUCCAAUCCAUAUGUUCCGCUCAACUAUAGUCUAGUUGACCAAAAGCAGUUCUUCAAAAAAUCAGAAAAUGAAGACGUGGCUGAGAUAUUAGCCACCAUCGAUGAAUCCAAUAAACAUUCGUGGCCAUAUUUCUUUGAUGAUUAUGAAGAUGUUGAGUUUGCCGCUGAUGAUCAACCAUUAACCCAUGUGCAAGUGCGUUAUCAAAACGCGUCACCUUAUUCCAGUGCACUCUUAGUUGAACUCUUACCGUGGUCUCUAAUGGUCAACAUGCUCGGCUGUCAAAUCGCCAUCUUGAUUAACGAGAAAGAGCUGUGCCGGAUUAACCACAACGGAAUUAUCACACCGCCUAAACUUGAAGAGACCUUUUGUAUUGGUGUUGGUUUGAGCAGCACGUGGAAUGUCUCAGGGCCUCUACAGCUGGCCAAAUCUAAUUGGUCACAGGCUUUUUAUAUGCCUUCUAUUACAGGUACGAUUCCUUUUGAUGGUAAUAUAAAGGCAGUGGUACAUUGCGAGCCAUAUGUAUGCGUGGUGUCGAUAUACAGCUCGAUAUAUAACGAGAUUCGGUUACUACGCAUGACUUCAUCGCACGUGUUAACCAAUCACCUGAAGAUGCAACUGUAUGUGGUUUGUUUUGCGCUGCCAGAUAAUAAUUCCAGAGUGAAUCUUCCACUGCAGUGUGAUAAACAUGCGUUUGUUUUGCCUCCUCAACUCCACAAAACUAAUAGCGGAAUACCAAUUAUGCAAUGGCUCCUCGUGGAGAACGCUCAAAACACACGCGCGUACACAAACUCAAACGAUUACGCUUUCUAUGUGUCGUUUUCAACGAGUUUCCGCUACGGCUGGUCGUGCCCAAUCCGUGUGGAUAAAUAUGCCGCACGGCGGAGUAUCGCCAUUCCCCACGAAACACGCAGUGUACCCAUCGUGUUGGUAGCGCAAGAAUACAAAGGUCAAACGUAUCUAGCUGUGCACCAUGAUUUACAUCCACAGCUUUUGGUGGAGAACCAUUGUGGGACGAAGAUAUUCUGCGCGCAGUUCAAAAAUGAUCAAUCCGCUGUCAUUCAGGAUUGCGAUCACAUCAAUUGGCUGUGCACCAUUGACAAUCAUUCUUCCAGCUACUAUAGCAUGCCAAUUGUUAGCGAGAAGUUUCCGGAGCUUCCACAGGUCAAUUAUCAAGAGAUGCUGGUGCUUGCUGCAAGUGAUGAAAGUGAUUUAGAAAACAUAAUUUGGUCCACGCCGAUAAAUGUGACUAACUACAACGAUCAAUUCGUGCGCAUUCCGUAUCACGGCGACGUUAAAGCCGUGGUGCAAUACACUGCACAUGUGAUAAAGAUCCGCAUCGAAUCGGUGAGUCAAGUUGAAAUUAGCGCUAGGGAUAUCCGCGUGCGUUUGACAAUGCACGAGAAUGAAGCGAGGCAGCAGAAGAAGGAAAUUGCCUAUGCUGACAGCGGCUCGACCACUGCAGGAACAGGAACGUCUUUCUUUAGUGCUGAAGGAUCCGCUAGUUCUAGUGGGUCAACUGAAAAUAUGAUAAUGCUGCGUCCUGAAACAUAUUUGGAUUAUGCUGCUGGUGCUGCAAGUAGUGUAUACUCUGAUUGUGAAGACAGAUCGUCAUCAACACAAAUUAUUCAACCAUCUUUGACUCAGAAUGUCAUUAGAGUAAUGGCGUUCUUCAAGGGUUUAAUUUUUACUUUAACUGGAGAUUUAGAAAAUGGCGGCGCGGAAAGAAAAGAAGUGAUUAGUUUAUCGUGUGAUAACAUCGCCAUUACAGUCACACGCGCUGAAAUCUCGCAGAUUGUAUUGAGCAUUUCAAAUAUUCAAAUUGACAAUCAAUUGUACACGCGUGGAUCGUAUGAUUUUCCGGUGAUUUUGGUCUCGCAAUCAGAGGGACCAAAAGUCAAUCUGCGAGGGUUUAAUGUCCCUAUUAAUCAGUUGAUCUACGACGCGCAGGAGAACAAUGUCAUUCGUAUGGAUAUGAAUGUGGAGAGUUGGAGGGAUGUAUUCUUAAAUGAAAACAUUGCAGAUGUGCGUGAUAUUCACAUCAAAGUCCAACCUAUAUCAAUAUUUCUGGAAGAUAUUUACUUGAUGAAGUUGGUGGAAUACCUAACGGUGCUGCAACCAACCAAACUCGUCAUCUGGCAACCGAGAAAAUCCACGAACUACCGUGUGAAGUCAACGUGUGUUCCAGUUCCGCUUCAUUUGAAGUACGGAGCAUGCAUGCUGGCGCGUCCUGUACGCUUGAAGAAUUUCAGCAUUGAUGAGAUAUCAAUCCUUCUCUCUGUUCAUGCAUCGGUCAAGCUGUAUAUAGCUCUGGACCAGUCGCCAUUGCAUUUUGGUAAAUUCGACAAGAAGCGUCUGUUUACUACCUAUUAUAGAUUAGGCCACGCCAUGACGAUGCAUUAUAUAUCAGGCGCCAUCUUUGGUGCCGGUUGGGUGGUGAGUUCAUUGGAGUUGAUUGGAAGUCCUGGUGGGUUAGCCCGUGCAAUGGGAUCUGGUUUAAGAGAUUUUGUAAGUUUACCUUAUCAUGGAUUGGUACAAGGACCAUGGGCUUUUCUUAGAGGCGUGUCAUAUGGUUCCGCUAGUCUUAUGAAGCAUGUGACAGCGGGUACGCUGCAAUCUGUGACCAAGUUAGCUUCCAGUGUUGCAAGGAAUUUGGAUAGGUUGACGUUGGACGAUGAGCAUUUACGCCGGACAGAAGAAUCACGCAGGCAACGGCCUCAAGGAUUGACUCAAGGUUUCGUCCAAGGUUUGACAGGUUUAGGAAUAAGUUUAUUGGGAGCUGUUGGUGGGAUAGCGCAUCAUCCGCUUCAAAGUGUCAUGGCGGAGGGUGCAUCACCAAGGUCACUUGUAGCCGGCGUUGGACGAGGUAUAGUUGGUGUAUUUACCAAACCUUUGAGUGGCGCUGCUGAAUUGGUUGCGUUAACUGGUGAAGGAUUGCUUCAAGGCGCAGGAUGGAAUAAACUACCGGAACCGCGCAUGACUCCAGCGUUAAACCACAUUUAUUCCUCGACAAAUUCAAUUGUAAAGUACAAGUGGAAGUUUCUGCAGACAAUCACACAAAGUAAUAUUCUUUUCGUGACUGAAGCUACCGCCAUUACGAAUAUUUGUCAAUAUGACGCUGUCGCCCUUGUAUUGACCUCUGAGGCUUUGAUCAUCGUUGAUGUCGAUGAGGAUAUGACACAGAGAGUGUUAAGCCUAUCAGAACUUUCGGGAACAUAUAAUAAUGACCCCACACUGUUAUGUCUCAAGUUGGAACCACCUAAAGUAAUCAUGAAGAUCGUGGAGGAUGAUGUGGUGCUUGAGAUGGAUCCGGCAUGUCGCGCACGCGUGGCAGAUUACGUCAGGAAUACAGUUGGGCUUAUGCAGCUUCCUGCAGAUAGAGAUAGCCCUGAACAUUCGGAAAUGAGUAUUUCGCCGGAUGUAUCACCAACUGGGUCCCCGGGAAGGAGAUCGGACGAAGCCACGGUGAUGACCUACUAUGUCAGCCCGCAGAGUCGAAAUUAUUUUCUGUGUUUGCUGGCCUUGGCGAAACAACAAACCGAAAACUAUUAUUUUCCAAUUUUAUAAGUCACGACAAAAUGGAGUAAGAACCGAUACUUUUUAUUUAUUAAUGAUUUAUGGUGAUACAAAGCGGAGAUUGAUUUUAUAUAAGUAAAAAAUUGUGAUAUGAUCUAACAUAA
Dalotia coriaria is the source of this 12082-nucleotide messenger RNA. Its product is annotated as intermembrane lipid transfer protein VPS13B-like. The record is from RefSeq and is a predicted model, not a curated record. Lineage: Eukaryota; Metazoa; Arthropoda; Insecta; Coleoptera; Staphylinidae.